Molecule: messenger RNA, 354 nt
Organism: Fomitopsis serialis
Lineage: Eukaryota; Fungi; Basidiomycota; Agaricomycetes; Polyporales; Fomitopsidaceae
Exons: 2
Coding region: 1-354 (117 amino acids)
Source: RefSeq, a predicted model, not a curated record
AUGAUUCAGUGGCUCAAGUCCACUGACGCCAACCUCACCUUCAUCGGCGAACCAAUUCCAGGUGUCAAUGCGCCCGAGGGUCUUGUCUCGCGCUCCGCGCAGAACACGAUAGUCACGUACUGCAGCCACCGCACCGACAACGUCUGCGGUGGCGGGUGCACCGUGUAUAACGGAGGGUCGACGUGCCUCAGCACGCCGGGCACGAAUUGCCUCGCCGCUAUGAACAACGUCGGUUUCUGCGACCGCGGCGGAUGCGGAGGUAGCUGCCACCAGCUCUCGACUUGCGGGACUGAGCUGGAUAACGGUUACUGCUACACGCCCGGCACUGCGUCGAUCCUCGUUGGGAAUUAUUAG